Nematostella vectensis (starlet sea anemone) is the source of this 1272-nucleotide messenger RNA. RefSeq lists its product as uncharacterized. Bases 290 to 1030 code for a protein of 246 amino acids. The record is from RefSeq and is a predicted model, not a curated record. Lineage: Eukaryota; Metazoa; Cnidaria; Anthozoa; Actiniaria; Edwardsiidae. The transcript is spliced from 6 exons.
AGCGUCCAAUCGCAGCAAAGUAAUUUUGCCCUAGCCAAUCAGCAUUGUGUAAUUUUGCCCUGUUUAUUACAAAGUAAUGUUUGUUUCACCAGAGCGAAGCCAUAUAACACUUCCAUAGGCGCCUCGACGGAUACUAAGCUUAACAGUCCUCGCGAAGAGCCCGCAUUGGACGAAUCUGCGGAAGGUGAUCUAUAUAUAGCGAAGAUACAUAUUUAAAGGGAGAUACGCCAGGGCGAAGACAGAUAAACACUUCCACAACGCCUUGAAGGAUAUUAUACUCCAGCCUAAGAUGCCAAAGACUGUUCUUGUCACGUUCUAUUCUAACAAACGGAUAAUAGAGUUUUACCCCAAUGGAGAACUGACCGUGGCAGCACUUCGAGAGAAGUUUUUCAAAACAUUCGAAGACGUUAUACCCGAAGGUAUCACCCCUGAUAAAAUCUUGUUUCAACGCUUCAGCAAGAAACACGGCGACUGGAUUAAUCUCACCGAUGAAGAUCGUGUAAAAAACAAAGACAAAAUCAGAGCCGAGCUUAAACAAUCACAGAUAAGCCCGCCUCAUCCUAUCAAACCUACUAAAGCAUACCGUCUGUGGAACCCGAGCAGUCGAGCUAAUGAGAGUCUUCUGAAACUGACAACAAACCCUUGUACUUUGAAAUGCGACGGCCACUACUCAGAUCCGCCCGCAGGUUUAAAGAUACAAUUCAUGGAUGAAAGUACUCCUUCAACAAAAUUAUACCGACUUCAGUUUGAAGGCAGCAACGACACAAAUAAAUGGCUGAUAACUGGAGUAGGAGAACACAAGGAUGUCAUUGUUCAGCCUUUUGAUACCAGCACGGGAACGGUCCAAGAAAAUCAGAAGUUCGAGCCGUUUUAUUUCUAUGGAAGCACGCGAUUCAGAUGUUUUAACGUCGGCGGAAGAAAUGAUCUGUUCCUUUCUGUUGAAAGCGAUGGAAAAGUGACGCUUGCUCAAGGAGGCCCAAUUGAAUACCCAGUGGCUAGCUCUCUCUUUGGUACUAACGAGCAACCGUAGUAGUUGUGCUGAGAGGCCCCGUAAAAAGAAAAACAAACUCUUUGAGGUAUUUGUUAGAAAACAUUCGUAAGGUUAAAAUGUUCACCCUCUUAAAUAUUGACUAUAAAUUCCCUUUUUCUAAAUGAGCAAUGGUGAAUUCCUUUGAAGAGAAGGCCGUAGAAUGAAAAUAAAAAUUAUAGAAAGCCCAGAAUAAAGCUGAUAUUUUUGUUUGUUAUCAUCGUAGAAAUAAAACUAUGACAAAA